GAAAGGUUACAUUUAGAAGAACGCUGCCAUCAGGUCUCUGCAGCUUUACAAAACCUACUGAGGAAAGUUUGGGGAUAUUUCUACAGUAAAGUUACCCAUGGAUCCUUUUGCAGCCGGCUCACCACAGGAAGUUAUCGACAGGGUGUCCACACAGCUGGGAUGCAGCACAACGUCUCGUGAGGUAGCUGAAUACUUCGACCAACAUGACAAGCUGAGGGAUUUGCGUCGGGAAUUCCUGGUUCCGAAAGUAGCCGAUCUUCCUCAGUGUGACCUGACACUCGUAGAUGGCUCAGAAGAUUGCAUUUACUUUGUAGGCAACUCUCUAGGACUACAACCCAAAAAUACCAAAAAAUACAUUGAUGAGGAGUUGGAGAAAUGGGCUAAAAUAGGAGCCCAUGGACAUGUGAUGGGGUCGCGCCCGUGGGCCUGGGCUGAGAAUAAUCUGGAGGCUCUCAUGGCAAAGGUUGUGGGUGCUAAACCAGAGGAAGUGGCCUUAUUGAACGGUUUGACUGUCAAUCUGCACCUCCUGAUGCUCGCAUUUUACAAGCCCACUGCAAACCGUCACAAAAUCGUUCUGGAGGAAAAGGCCUUUCCUUCUGACCACUAUGCUGUGGAAUCUCAAAUACGCUUAAGAGGAUUUGACCCUAGCAAGAGCAUGGUCCUUCUCAAACCCCGAGCCGGCGAGGACACGCUGAGAACGGAGGACAUCGUGUCCACGAUCGAGCGAGAAGGAGACUCUGUUGCAGUGGUGAUGCUCGGUGGAGUCCAGUACUACACUGGCCAGCUGUUCGAUAUGGAGGUCAUCACUAAAGCAGGCCAGGCCUGGGGUUGCUAUGUAGGGUUUGACUGUGCACAUGCAGUAGGUAACGCAGAGCUGAGACUACAUGACUGGGGUGUCGACUUCGCCUGCUGGUGCACCUACAAAUAUAUGAACUCUGGAGCAGGUGGCUUGGCCGGAGCAUAUAUACAUGAGAAACAUGCUUCAACAGUUAAACCGGUGCUUCUCGGUUGGUGGGGUCACAAGUUGGACACUAGAUUCCAGAUGAGCAAUGUGAUGAGCCUGCAGCCUGGAGUUAGUGGAUUUAGACUUUCAAAUCAACCCAUUUUACUGGUGUGUCCCUUACAGGCUAGUCUAGAGAUCUUUAACAAAACUACCAUGAGUGAUCUGAGGAAGAAGUCUAUCCUGUUAACUGGAUAUCUGGAGCACCUCCUGAAGCACUACUACAGCGAGGACAAGUCAGAGCCGCGGAAACCUCACGUCCGUAUCAUUACGCCUAGCAACCCGUUGGAGAGAGGAUGCCAGCUCUCUCUAUCUUUCUCGGUUCCCAUCAGAGCCGUCUUUCAAGAGCUCGAGAAGAGAGGAGUCGCAUGUGACAUGAGGGAACCGGAUGUGCUGCGUGUAGCUCCUGUUCCUCUCUACAACUCCUUCACUGAUGUACAUCGCUUCAUCUCGGUGCUCAGAGCAGCUCUGGAAGCCAGCAAACAAUCCAAACAACACUGAUCUCUAACGGUGCUCCUGGUGUCUGUGAGCAGUAAUAAUCCCUGAAAA
Messenger RNA from Hemibagrus wyckioides, 1549 nucleotides. RefSeq names its product kynureninase (gene kynu). Lineage: Eukaryota; Metazoa; Chordata; Actinopteri; Siluriformes; Bagridae. Gene Ontology annotation, cellular component: cytoplasm. The record is from RefSeq and is a predicted model, not a curated record. Gene Ontology annotation, biological process: NAD+ biosynthetic process. Bases 98 to 1501 code for a protein of 467 amino acids. Gene Ontology annotation, molecular function: pyridoxal phosphate binding; kynureninase activity. The transcript is spliced from 14 exons.